Messenger RNA from Nerophis lumbriciformis (worm pipefish), 12015 nucleotides. Its product is annotated as nuclear factor 1 B-type-like. Gene Ontology annotation, cellular component: nucleus. Gene Ontology annotation, molecular function: RNA polymerase II cis-regulatory region sequence-specific DNA binding; DNA-binding transcription factor activity, RNA polymerase II-specific. Gene Ontology annotation, biological process: regulation of transcription by RNA polymerase II. The record is from RefSeq and is a predicted model, not a curated record. Lineage: Eukaryota; Metazoa; Chordata; Actinopteri; Syngnathiformes; Syngnathidae.
AUUAUCGAGUGUCAGUGGGCAAGUUGAAAGUCGGUUUGCAGUGUUUUAUCUUAUCGGGCGCUGCUGUUCAUUAACCCACUUUGGUUCUGCUCCAAAGUCCACAAGCAUUCUCAGGAGCGCUUCUGCUGAGCAUGUUGUGAGAGAGGUGCCGUGCAUGCUCGCAGGAGGAGGAGGAGGAGGAAGAAGAGAAGGAGGAGGAGUGUGUAAUUACGUGCUGCAAAAAAAAAAAAAAAAAGAAAAGUUGUGUGUGAUUUGCUGGAUAAAGGAGCAGAAGGUGCGCCACAUAUGAAGCUGAGCAGAGAACAUCACACACUCCGCCAUGCGUGCACGACCACGUCACUUUUACCACCAAUAGCAUCUGACUUCUUUUUUUUUUUGAACUGACUUUUUUUUUUUUUUUUUUUUUUCUCGCGGAGGAGACAAUCUUUUUGGACUUUUUGAAAGUUGAUGGAUGUUCGGGGAUAAUUUUUUUUCAUUUGGCGGAGCUCGCCCUGCAGGAAUGGCGCGAUAGACAAGUCCGCAACGGAACCAGAACCUUCUCAUUUUUCUGUGCGCAACUCUCGUCAUGUAUUCUCCGAUUUGUCUCACUCAGGAUGAGUUCCAUCCCUUCAUCGAGGCCCUCCUCCCUCACGUCCGCGCCAUCGCCUACACAUGGUUCAACCUGCAGGCCCGGAAGCGCAAGUACUUCAAGAAGCACGAGAAGCGGAUGUCCAAGGACGAGGAGCGUGCCGUCAAGGACGAGCUCCUGAGCGAGAAGGCCGAGGUCAAGCAGAAGUGGGCCUCCCGGCUGCUGGCCAAGCUGCGUAAGGACAUCCGGCAGGAGUACCGUGAGGACUUUGUCCUCAGCGUGACGGGCAAGAAGCACCCGUGCUGCGUGAUCUCCAACCCGGACCAGAAGGGCAAGAUCCGCCGCAUCGACUGCUUGCGGCAGGCGGACAAGGUGUGGCGCCUGGACCUGGUCAUGGUCAUCCUCUUCAAGGGAAUCCCUCUGGAAAGUACCGACGGCGAGCGCCUGGUCAAGUCACCGCACUGCACCAACCCUGCACUUUGUGUCCAGCCUCACCACAUUACCGUGUCCGUCAAGGAGCUGGACUUGUUCCUCGCCUACUAUGUCCAGGACCAAGACUCACAGCAGUCAGGAAGUCCCAGUAACAAUGAGCCAGGCAAGAACCCUCUUCCAGUCUAUUUGGAGGACAGCUUCAUCAAGUCAGGAGUCUUCAGUGUUGCAGAGCUGGUGCGAGUGUCCAGAAUGCCCAUUACCCACGGUGCAGCAGUAAACUUCUCCAUGGCGGACAUGCCCGCACAACCCUACUAUCACGACCUGAACUCCAGCGUGGGGAUGCAUCGCUCCCUGUCCUCCCCGCCUGGAAGCAAAAGGCCCAAAACGGUAAACAUGGAGGAGAAUAUGGACACCAGCCCGACUGGACCGGACUUCUACUCAUCGCCCAGCUCGCCAGCCAGCAGUCGGGCAAACUGGCACGACCGAGACGGAGCAGACAUGUCCUCUCCCACCAUGAAGAAGCCAGAGAAGCCGCUGUUCAGCCCCACCUCUCCGCAGGACUCCUCACCCCGACUCAGCACUUUUCCUCAGCCGCAUCACCCGGGCCUGACAGGCGUAGGACACAGUGUUAUAUCGACGAGGAGUCCCCCGCCGCACUCGCCGCUGCAGUUCUCAGCCUCCGCCAUUCUACCCCCGGCCCCCUCGUCCUACUUCUCGCACACCACCAUCCGUUACCCGCCCCACCUCAACCCAGCCGACCCCCUUAAGAGCUAUGUGCCGUCGUACGACCCGUCCAGCCCACAGAGCAGCCAGCCCAACAGCAGCGGUCAGGUCGUUGGAAAAGUCCCAGGUCACUUCACGCCUGUGCUGGCCCCCUCCCCGCACCACGGCACUGUGCGACCCGUCUCACUCUCCAUGCCCGACACCAAGCCCAUCACCACGUCAACGGAAGGCUACUCCGCUCCUGGCACCCCGACGGCCAACCGCUUCGUCGGCCUGAGCCCCAGAGACCCCGCCUUCCUUCAUCAGCAACAGCUGAGGAAGUGUGACUGGAGCGUGACUCAAAACGGCAGGCAUUAUGGCCCCAGUGCCACUGACGACACUUUGGGGAUUGCUUGGCAAAGUCCUGGUACCUGGGCGAGCUUAGUUCCAUUCCAAGUGUCGAACGGGACUCCGAUCCUGCCAACAAAUGUCCACCAGAACUACAGCAUAAGCAUCAUUGGUGAGCCGCUGGUCCCCGCAGAGAGCGGCAACUGAGCCCCGGAGGUGGGGGGUGGGGGGCAUGUGAGCUCUUAAUGAGUGGGGAGGGGGGGUGCCACCAGUGGAUGAAACCAGCAAACGUCUCAUAAUCUUACAUCCAUGCCGCCAUGAUGGACGCUGGAGGAAAGCUUCAUGUGUGCCCCCUUCUCCCACCAACACACACACACACACAAAUAAACACACACACACACACACGCGUACAUACACACACCAGCCAGUGGUUGUUUGCAGAACUUUCCAAUGCAUUCAAAUACUGUGAUGUAUAGAUGCCUUAAUGUUCUACUGCAUGACACUCAGAGCAGGCGCGCCUGCUUCUCACACGUAUAGAAACACGAGGGGGGGGGGGUCAACAAAGUCACUGUGUACACCGUCGGAACAAACAUUGUGAAUUCUUAGACUAAACGUGUUGUUUAUUCUUCUUUUUUUUUUUCUUCUACUUCAACUUAAAAAAAAGUAACUUUUGAGUGAUUGGAGCCCUGGCUAAAAAAUUGGGAGGCCUUUAGGAAAGGCUAUUUUGUUUCGUUAAAGAAGAGCAAUUUGUGAUGGAGGCAAGUGCAAUUGAAUAUUUGAAUGGAAGCGAGCAGUCUGUCAGCCCUCAGACUCUAAAAGAAAGGGGGAUAAACGUUUUUUUGUUUGUUUUUUUCUCGACAAUUUGAUUUCAGUCCCAUCCCAGCAGCAACACCAGCACUUGUUGUCAUCUCUUUGUGAGCCCUUCCCGUUUGUACAGGGAUAUAUUUGUUGCUUAUUUAUUUCUUGAGAAAAAGUGGGGUUUAAAAAAAAAAAAAAAAAAAAGGACAAAAAAAUAACCCCCGAACGAAAGAAAUGAAACACACGCGUGUGUAAAAACAAACAUGAUAAAUAAUGGCAUUUCACUUCUAAGAACAUUUGGCCAUCAUCAGCUUGUAAAGCUUAUGUUUACAACAAGUAGAAAAAAAGUGUUAAUAGUUUGUGAAAAGAAUGAAUAGUGCGCCUCUGCAGUCUCCAGUUAAUUUGCACGAUGACACACUUGUCCACAUGAUGACGUGCCUUUUUCACACACACACACACACACACACACACACACACAUGUACACACACACACUAAACUCACUUUUUGCCGUACUCUGGGUGCGUUCACACUUGUUUGGGUUAAGAGGGUCAGUUUGCCCUGCUAGCCUGGUUCGUUUGGUCGAGAAGCGUCUUAAGGGCGGUAUAGCUCGCUUGGUAGAUUGGCCGUGCCAGUAACUUGAGGAUUCCAGGUUCGAUCCCAGCUUCCGCAUCCUAGUCACUGCCGUUGUGUCCUUGGGAAAGACACUUCACUCACCUGCUCCCAGUGCCACCCACACUGGUUUAAAUGUAACUUAGAUAUUGGGUUUCACUAUGUAAAGCGCUUUGAGUCACUAGAGAAAAGCGCUAUAUAAAUAUAAUUCACAAUUCACAAGGAAGAAAUUUGUUGUCAAAAUUGGAUCUCAAUUUGUCUCGCAUUGACUAUUGCAAUUCUCUUUUCACUCUCUUCAACAAGUCAACGCUAAAGAGACUUCAGACUGUGCAAAAUGCGACUGCCAGACUUUUGACCGGUGCACCCAGAACGGCACACAUCACCCCCGUUUUAUCCAGUCUUCAUUGGCUUCCAGUUAAAUUUAUCCAGUCUUCAUUGGCUUCCAGUUAAAUUUAUCCAGUCUUCAUUGGCUUCCAGUUAAAUUUAUCUAGUCUUCAUUGGCUUCCAGUUAAAUGUAUCCAGUUUUCAUUGGCUUCCAGUUCAAUUUAUCCAGUUUUCAUUGGCUUCCAGUUCAAUUUAUCAAGUCUUCAUUGGCUUCCAGUUCAAUUUAUCCAGUCUUCAUUGGCUUCCAGUUAAAUUUAUCCAGUCUUCAUUGGCUUCCAGUUCAAUUUAUCUAGUCUUCAUUGGCUUCCGGUUAAAUUUAUCUAGUCUUCAUUGGCUUCCAGUUAAAUUAUCCAGUUUUCAUUGGCUUCCAGUUAAAUGUAUCCAGUCUUCAUUGGCUUCCAGUUCAAUUUAUCCAGUCUUCAUUGGCUUCCAGUUAAAUUUAUCCAGUCUUCAUUGGCUUCCAGUUAAAUUGAUCCAGUCUUCAUUGGCUUCCAGUUAAAUUGAUCCAGUCUUCAUUGGCUUCCAGUUACAUUUACACAGUUUUCAUUGGCUUCCAGUUAAAUUCUGCAUUGAGUUUAAGAUUUUAGUCCUGACAUUCCGUGCAUUGCCUGGUGGGGCCCUUCAGUACAUCACUGACUUGCUAUGCCCCUACUCUUCAGGGCACAGUCUUCAGGCCAGGGUCUUCUAAAGAUCCCAAAAACUUGUUUUAAAACCCGUGGAGACCUGGCAUUCCAGGCUAUAGCUCCCAGACUCUGGAACAAUUUGCACCAGUCCCUCCGUGUUCUUGACUGUGUUGAAACUGUUAAAAACAUUUGAAAACUUCUCUCUUUAGUAAAGCUUUUAGUUGAUGCACCUUUUAACUAUCAUUUUGUAUCCACUUUUUAAACCUUUUUAUGGGGUUGCCCCUGUUGUUUUAAUUGAAUUGUUGUUUUAGUUUACCUAUGUUUUGUACAGCGCUUUGUGAUUUUAUCUGUGAAAAGCGCUUUAUAAAUAAAAUGUACUUACUUACUUAAGAGAUGGGUCUCGUCACGCUCGCAAACGAACGUUGGCGCAGUUCCGUUCACUCGAGCUCAAAUCUGAAGACGACACGGACCAAAGCAGUCGAGGUUCAAAUAACAAUGACGUAAGGCAAAGGUGCCGUCUGGCUUCUAAAGUACACGGUAGAAGCAAUUGGUCAAGUCUAAGCUAGGAAAUGUAACAUCAAAUAAAAAUAACCCGCGCUGUAAAAAUGUUCAGUGUAAGAUCACAGAAAAUUUGUCCAAUAAUUGCAUUAUUUUCACAGUAAAAUAUCUUCACUGAAUUUAUGGUUAAUUACAAUAAAGUUGUGACUUUUCAAUUGUAAUUUGAUAGUAAUUACUCUCUGUGUUUAACCGCCAAUUACUGAGUGAGUAUCGUUAACAUCUGGAGAGACGAGUCAGUUUGUUGCGAUUAGAGCUGUGAUUACGGUGUUUUUACGGAGAAACAACAGUUAAUUGUUGUGAAAUACGAGCAUAUCGUAAUUGUUACAUCACAGAACAUUUUGGUUACAGUAUUUUACUGUGAAAACAUACUGUUGGAUACAUUUUACAGUGUACAAGUUCAACCUCGCAGGGGGCUUUUUGUUUGGAAUACUUGCUAUACUUUACGCCGGGGGUGUCAAACGUACGCCCCGAGGGCCGGAUCAGGCCCGCGGACAGGUUUUACCCGGCCUGCGGGAUGAGUUUGCUAAGUAUAAAAAAGGAAUGAAAGAAACAGCUGUUCUAAAUGUGUCCACUGGAGGUCGCAAUAGCAAUUCUUUGUAUCUUUGUAGAUGAUGCUACAUAUGUAGAAAAUAAACCACAUGAUACAGUAUAGUACAUCAGUCGAGAAAAAUUAUCAAACUACAUAAAUAACAUCCUGUAAUUUGAUUUUGAUAUAAUUUUUUUAUCACGAUAGAUUGGAUAUUAACUCCAAUGAGUUGACUGAUGAACAUUAUCACAUCAUUUAUUCGGAAAAUAUACAUAACGACAAGUUAAGUUAAAGUUAAAGUACCAAUGAUUGUCACACACACACUAGGUGUGGAGAAAUUAUUCUCUGCAUUUGACCCAUCACCCUUGAUCACCCCCUGGGAGGUGAGGGGAGAAGUGAGCAGCAGCAGUGGCCAUGCCCGGGAAUCAUUUUUGGUGAUUUAACCCCCAAUUCCAACACGUAAGUGUAAAAAAAACAUAACAACAUUAGGAUUUGUACAUUUGUGCUUGUUCUAUUUUUUAAACAAAGAAAACAUUCUGAAGUUGUAUUUAUUUUUGAGUUAUCGUGCCGUGAUUUUAACAGUCCGGCCCUUUUGGGAGUAGAUUUUUCCCCAUGUGUCCCCCCCAUCUAAAAUGAGUUUGACACCCCUGUCCAACCAAGUCUUUACUUCCUGUUUACGCACCUUUUGUCCCCUGACAAAAAUACCAGUGUGAAGGCUAGAACAACCACGCCAAAGUACCGUUUUUUUUUUUUGUUUUUUUUUUACAUUUGUGACACAAGUGUGAACGCAGCCUAAAUCAUACACACAACACAACACACACAUUUGUAAUGUUUUGUACUGGGAAUGUCCAUUUUUAACUUCAUCAUGUCACAUGGCUAUGUAUAGUUUACUUUGUAAUCAAACAGUGUUUUCUUUCCUUUUAUUUCUUCCCUCCACAGUAUUUGUGCUGUUUUACCCCCCCCCAGUAAGCUGUCAUCUUUUGUUUCUUUCUUGUUUUCCCCUCGUCCUCCCGUGCGGAGAAUUCAGAAUGAUGACAAUUAUGCAAUACCAAGUUUUGCCUAUGUAGGUAGUGCUUAUAGAUGUCAAAUAUUAGAGGCUAGUAUGGAGAUAGACACUAUUGUAAUGCAUUUAUUUUUUUUCUUCAUAUUGUUGCUUCUUGUUGUUGUUGUUGAUGUUGUUGUUAUGGUGGUGGUGACGGUGGGGGCUUCUUUCCAUUGAUUUUUUCUUAUUUUGACCAAAGCGGAGGGUGGGGGGGGGCCGCUGACUAUGCAGCGGAGGACAAGGUCUUUUUUUUUUUAGCUUAGCUUACAGAUUUGAAGGUGGGAGUCAGGAGGUGUUUUGUCCCAGAAGUGCAUCCUUGGUGGUUGCAUGGCUGCAAAGUCACUCAUCAUAUUUCUUGUCCAUCUUCAAGAACCCGAGCCCUUGUGCACGCUUCACUUAAAGAUGCUGCUCUUUGUUUUUGCAAGCCUGUCUAAGAGGUCCCUAAUAUGCAAAAGUGACUUUUUAAUGACGUGCUCACAGUAAUAAGUUUCUUGACUCCUUACACUGCAAAUUAUUUGUCAAGAUAUAAAAUGUUGUUCCUUGAAAUUUCCCCGGUUAUAAGAGCUAUUUACCUACUUUUUAGUCAUCGACUAAUCUUCAUUUUAGCACGAAUAUUGUAUUUUUAAUAUUCUAGUGUAAAAAUGGAGAAAAUAACUAUUCAAAUAGGAUAUUUUGGUUGCCCCGACCAUAAAAAAAUCUUAUUUAAAGUUUAUGCAAACUGACAAUAAAAAUACUUUGAAGAAAGAAAAAAAAAAAGAUUCUGCAACAUCUCGAGGAUGCUUCAUUUAAGAAUUACAAGAAUAAAAUACUUAUUUCUAGACAUAAUUAGCAAGUAAAAUAAUCUGUCCAUGUAGCUUGUUAAUUCACUAGUUUUUGGUAUUUAUUUUUACCUAAAAUAGACUUAGACCAACUUUACUGACCCACAAGGGAAAUUGUUAGACACUACAGUUCAAAUUUUUUGAUUUUUUUUUUUUUUGCAGCGCAUACCCACUUCUUAAGCAAAAUAUAUCAUCUCCCUUACUCGUGUAAAAGCCCACCGCUUUGUAAAAACAAACAAACCAACAACAAAAAAAGAAAACAGGCAUUACUACACAUAUUUGCCACUCUACUACAGAUGUGGCUAUAAUUUUGAUAUUUCCGAUUUUCUUCAGGGACGAGACCACAGGUGUCAAACUCAAGGCCCAGGGGCCAAUUCUGGCCCGCCACAUCAUUCUAUGUGGCCUGCAAAGCCUGGAAAAAAAUGUUUUUUUUUUUUUUUACUAAAUGUAUUUCUUUCAAUUUUGACAGAAAAAAAAAAUGCAUAUUUUAUACUUUAAUAUUAUCUGAUCAUGCCAAUUUUAUUAUUAUUAUUUACUGUAUUGCAAAACUAUUUUUGUGAGAUAAAAACAAAUCUGCUUGUUAUACAUGAAAAAAAAAUGUAAUAAUCAAAUGCAUAUGCAUUUCCAUUAAUCACAGGUUAUUACCCGCAUGCAUAAUGUAAAUUCAUUUUAAAAAGCGGCCCUCUGAAAGCAGCCAUUACUGCGAUGUGGCCCUCAAUGAAAAUGAGUUUGACACCCCUGGACAGGACUAACCUAGCAUGACGUUGAAAUGUUAGCAUUGUAGCUAACAUAGUUAUGCUAGUGUUGCCAACGUUUGUGUCCUCCUGUCCCACUCCUUAACGUUACUCUGGGUGGGUGAGAAGAAAAAACAUCAGUAUAAGCCUGGGCCCUUGGAGAGGGGGUCCAGACUGAGGCCAAGUGCAAAAAAAACCCCUCAUAGCCAUAGCACUUAUGUGUGCUAUGGCUAUGAGUUUUUUUUUUUUUAGGGAGGUGUUUAGGGCACGUCCGACCGGUAGGAGGCCACGGGGAAGACCCAGGACACGUUGGGAAGACUAUGUCUCCCGGCUGGCCUGGGAACGCCUCGGGGUCCCACAGGAAGAGCUGGACGAAGUGGCUGGGGAGAGGGAAGUCUGGGCUUCCCUGCUUAGGCUGCUGCCCCCGCGACCCGACCUCGGAUAAGCGGAAGAAGAUGGAUGGAUGGAUGGAUGGGCCAAAUUUGGCCAGCGGGCCAGAGUUUGACAUCCAUGGUCUAAGGAGACGCCGCUCAUUAGCGUUAAAGCUGCAGACACACAAACUUACUAAAAGCACUUAAACGGUUGAAAUUCCAGCAUCAAGGCUAGAUUUUGGACAACACACGUCUGAGAGGCUAUCGUGGCACCUCUGAUAUUUAUUUUAAACUUGUAAAAAAGUGGACUACAAUAUGGGACCUUUGGGAUCCAGAGCUUUUGACAAGGCUGUCAAAAGGCCAACAGUGGAGUACUUGUUGUUUUUUUAUUCUUUAGCGGAGAGACGGCUUGACUUGAGGGCGACAAUCACCGCAUUGGAAAAACCCUUUUCAGCCGUCGUCGGAUGCAAUUCCCGAGUAGAUGCCUUAAAUGCCUGUCACCUGCGCAACAAUCACACAGAUCAACCUUUAAGAGUGUCGUAUAAGUGCAUUCACGCGUAGUCAAUCCUCCCCUCCUAUAAUCGCUACAGUAAAUUGGACUGGAUGGCACUUACUCAACUCCCUCUCAGUGUUUGCAAUCUCAGGCGUACCACAGGGCAUGAUGCAUGUCAAUCAGUAGUCUUCUUUCUAGUCACACCUUUUGCACUACAAUCGCGCCUGCUGCGUAAAAAAAAAAAAAAAAAAAAAAAAAAAAUAUCCUCAAGUCGAGUCCCAUCUCUCCGCUCUCACAGAUUUCUUUAGUUUUCAUCAUUUUGGAGCAAAAAAGAAAGAAUUACCCCGCAAUAUGUGCACUCUUUUGUCUUUGGAAGAAAUGUGCUUUGCAGCCUGUGACCAUCAGACCCCACUCAAGUGCAUUGUCCCCAAGUGUGUGUGUGUGUGUGUGUGUGUGUGUGUGUGUGUGUGUGUGUGUGUGAGAAGAUGUGGGUCUUUCUAUUCAUUUAAAAAAAAACCUGCCACCAGACAUGAGUUUGUACACUGUAAACCUUCUCCGGCCCUUACUUGUAAAUUCUAGGGGGGAAAGUAAUGGUGUCCGUUCCAUUUUAGGGAAGAAAAAAAAAAAGUAUUUCAGAGUCUGGUUUUGAGUUAGAACUCCCCAGAUUCCCCUCAUUAAUUGAAUCUAAAGUGUUGUUGUGUUCCUGUAAAGAAAAGAGAAAAAGAAAAGAAAAGAUGGAGGGGGCUAUUCUUGAUGAAAAAACAACAACAAUGAAGGCUUUUUUCCCCCUUUUUUUUUUAAAUAUUAUUUUCCUGAACUUGUAGGUAUUCACCAUAUGGGAAGCGCUUCAUAAUAAUAACGACAAAUAUUUGAAUUGUUAUAUUUCAUUAGUGCGGGCGUAGCGCGUGUGAUGUGACGAUAUAUAUAUUUUUUUGUUUGUUGAUUUUUUUUUUGUGAUUUCUUGUCCAACAAGAUGUGAGUGUGUUCUUGUAGCAGCUGGGAGGCGAACAAAAGUAAAGGCCUCGUGUUGCACCCGACCUUAGUGAGGAAGCAGGGUAAAUAAGACGAGGACGAAAAUGUCCCUUAAAGAUUGUUGGUUUAUUUUCUAGAUUUGGUGCUACGUCCUGAUAGGCUGAGCUCACCGUGCACUGAUGUGGAGCUAGCGCCACCAGCUGAAAGCGUCGCGGCUUCUGCUUUCUCAUCAAAAAUGUCCCCCCGUGUUUGUCCUUUUAUUCAAGCGGGGGUGUCCCGAGUCCGGCUCCUAGGCCACUUUGUUAUGGGUUUUUUUGUUAAAUAAAAGUGCAAAUGUACAUUUGAUCCACAUCAAGGAGGAUUAAAGCCAAAAGCAAAAAGAAAAACAUUCAAAAUAUUCUGGAAUAAUUUCAUUGAAAUGUCAUGUAUAAUUCCUCAUUGUUUAUCUGAGAUGAUUCACGUGAAUCUGGAAUUAUGUCGCCAUUAUUUAGAAAAAAAUGUAUUUUUACCUUAAAAAAAAGGAAAUUUGAUGUUUCGGCCUGUAUUAUUUAUAUACUAUUUAAAUGUAAUGAAUAAAUAAUUCCUAAUUGUUUUUUCUAGGAUGAUUCACCUGAAUCUGGAACUAUGUAUCCAUUAUUUCAGAAUAGAAAAAAAAAAAUCUAAAAAAUGUAGUCUAAAAAGGAAAUAGACUUUUCGGCUUGUAUAGUAUUUAUGUACUAUUUAAAUAUAAUUUCUAAUUGUUCAAAUACUAUUUAAUUAGUGAAUAUUUAAAUAAUCUGGAGUUAUUUAUUUACAAUGGGAGAAAUAAUUUAUACAGGAUUAUUCAAAUAUAAUUUAUAUUUUUACUUAAUUGUAGAUUAAAUCUACAAUUAAAUGUAAAUAAUAAAUCAUCAAAAUAUAAAACAAUCUAACACCUUUUGGAUUAAAAAAAAACAUGAGAAAAAGUAGGAAUUAUUGGAGAUAUUGAAAUUAUUACAGAUAUAAUGAAAUAUUAUCGAUGAGGAAAUCAGAUUUGACUUAACUCGUUAAGGAAAAUGAAAAAAUGAUCAUACUUGAGUCUUAUUAAAAAUAUUUAACAAAUUGUACUUUUUUAUGUAACUGAUGAGAGUACAUUAGUAGAAGAAUUCGGACACCCCCGGGCCUAAAGCAGGAGCGCUCCUGAUGCACUUUGUUCAUUGGCACUAGAAAGCAGGUGCUUGACACUUAAGGUACUCGACCUUCUUGACCUUCUUCCUUCCAUUGUUGGCCUGGUCUGAAUGUAGCUUGUCUCGGAGAACCUCCUUUUGAAUCAGUGUUCCACCCACUCCUCGCCUGCAGGCGCUCUCCCCCGCGACCUUACUUGACUUAAGUAUUAUUGCAUUGAUCGCUGCCACCAGCCUAUUUUUAUUUUUUUUUUGUAUGCAAAGUCAGACCUGCGGCGCCCGUGCAACACCUGCAGGCUUUUCAUCCCGCACUCAAGCUCUCUCGAAAUGAAAAACCAGCAUUUGUACAGAUGAUCGUCAAGCAAUGCAGUGCCUGUUGUACAUACAUACUUACAUACAUACAUACUAUGUCAAAUGUGACUUACUUUUCAUGUCUAUACGCAUGUCGGCGCUCAUCAAGCUUGCGUUCUCUUUUGUUUUUGUUUUAGCUGAGAAUGUUCCUUUUUCCCCGAGGGGAGGCAGUGCUAUAUUAAGUGCAGGCUUCUCCUUUUUUGGUUAUUAUUUUGAAAUUAUUUUAAUUCUGUGCAAGGCUGAUUUCUUUGUGGGUCUUGUGGCACUUUUACCUUCCUGUGAGUGUGAGAUGACAACAGCAGCAACAAAAACAACUCAAGUCGUAGUGAUCGUGCGAGAAAAAAAAAAGGUCUUUGUGUGUAUCUGAAUGUACGUUUUUACACUUUGUUUUCCAGCUUAUUUGACAGUUUAGGAGGUGUCCAUUGUGAAACUGUACAGCAAAGGCCUUUGUAUCACUUGUAUUAUUUUUCUUUUUUUUAGCAAUGUGUAGAAGGUUGGUGCAGGGGCUAAAAUUGCCACAAGAUUAAAAUCAGUGUAAAUAAA